GAGGCGGGAGAGUGGACGCUAGGGGCGCUGCGGAGUCAGAGUCAGGAUCCGCCUUCUCGGCUGCACCCGUUGCGGAGGAGGUGGAUUUCAGGCUUCCCGUAGAGUGGAAGAAUCUGCUCAAAACCGCCUGCCUUGCAGGGCCUGGGCCGGCGGGAGCGGCGCCACGAGAGGCCGGCUUCCGGCGCGACAUCGCGGGGCUGGCAGCCACAGCCCGAGAGCAGGGCCGAGCUGGGAGCGCGAGCCCGCGACCGCCGUUCCUAGGGCGUCUGCGGGCGCGAGCACGUCGCGACCCUGCGGAAUGAAUACAGGUAUUUCCAAAGAAUGACCACAACCUCUUCAGUAGAAGGUAAACAGAAUUUGGUGAUUAUGGGUAGGAAAACCUGGUUCUCCAUUCCAGAGAAGAAUCGACCUUUAAAGGACAGAAUUAAUAUAGUUCUCAGUAGAGAACUCAAACUCACUGCAAAAGGGCAAAGAAGUAGUCUUUACCUUAAUCCCUUGAAUCAUUCUCAAGACAUUGUUCCACGUUCUUCACAAAAAGAUUGUCUCCUUUCUUUGAAGUCCACACCAACCAUGGAACCUCCACAGGGAGCUCAUUUUCUUGCCAAAAGUCUGGAUGGUGCCUUAAAACUUAUUGAACAACCAGAAUUAACAAAUACAGUGGACAUGGUCUGGAUAGUGGGAGGCAGUUCUGUUUAUAAGGAAGCCAUGAACAAGCCAGGCCAUCUUAGACUAUUUGUGACAAGGAUCAUGCAGGAAUUUGAAAGUGACACAUUUUUUCCAGAAAUUGAUUUGGAAAAAUAUAAACUUAUCCCAGAAUAUCCAGGUGUUCCUUCUGAUGUCCAGGAGGAGAAAGGCAUUAAGUACAAAUUUGAAGUAUAUGAAAAGAACAAUUAAUGUGAAAGUGUUUUCUGAUCUAUUUCAAGCCUCCUCCUCCCCCCCCAAAAAUUAUGUAUUUUUUGUUGUAGAGACUUUUGUUGACUUUAGAUCUAUGGAUAAUUAUUUCUAAGCAAAGCACUUUUAUUCCCCAUUAAUCUUAACUAGACUGUAUCAGAUACCAUUUGUGAAACAUUUCUUGCUGUAACUUCCUGAAUGCCCAUCAAGAGUCAAGAAUAGGUGACCAGCACCUGCCUAGGGUAGAAUAUCUACCAAGACAGCCCAAAGUGGGAGAGUGCCCUGGUAGCAUGAGUUGAAACCAGAGCCUAUAGAGCUAGGAGCUAGGCAGGUGGGUCCAAAGGUCAGAAAUGGAUUAUAAACAGAAGAGCUAGCAUUCAGUUACUUAAAUUAGAUCAAAAGAGGGACUGUGAAUUACUUUAUAUCACACUUCUGAAAAAAAUUCUCUUCACUCAGACCAGGAGCCAAUAAGUUGAAAUCCACAGGGAUAGUAAAGAGGCAGGUACGAGACUACCUUUUCGGUGGUUAAAGGAGAAGGUUUGAGACCUUAAAAAACUUUGUUUCUGAUCUUCAGUGAGACUGCAUGGGAUGUUACAAUGAUACAACAAGAACUGGCUGCUCUUUACAGAAAAGAAUAAUCUAAUAUCAAACAUAAUGGCUAAAAUUAAAAAUUCAAAGAGGUAAUAAAUUGAGAAUGAAUAUUGCUAGAAACCAAAAUUAGUAAGUUAGAAACUAAACUUCACAGAAUUAAAAAAUGAAAAUUAAAACAUGUUUUACCCAUCACGUUAGCAAAGAUUUAGAUUAAAUAUCCAAAAAAAAUAGCAUUUUCUGCCUUAUAAAUUGGUACAACCUUUUUAGAGUGUAAGUUAGCAAUAUCAAUUAAAAUUCAAAAUGUUCUGGGUUUGGACCCAGAACUUCCACUUCUAGAAAUUAAUCCUGAACAAAGAAAUGGACCCAAGAGUAUUUGUUGCAACUUUUUUUUUCAAACUUAGAAACAGCCCAAAUGUUGAUUAAUAAGAAAUAACUAACCAAUAUGUCUAUAAAAUGUAACAUCUGCAGCAGUUAAAAAGAAUGAAGUACUGACAGGAAAAUGCCAAAAAUUGCUAAAUAAAAGAAGCAAAUUGUGUAUAAUACUCAAAAUGUUUAAUAAAUGUUCAUGUGUGGGAAAAAGCAUGCUGCAAACUGUUGACAGUAUCAAACUGGGAGUGUUAUUUUCUGCGUUAGGUAUGUCUGUUGUGAUUAGAUUUUUUGUAGCAUUAUGUACUUAUUUUCAUGAAAAAUUACCUAAAAUGAUAAAUUGAGCCCUUUAUGCUUAGCAGUAAAAUUAGGUUACAGAACAUCAGGAAGAAAAAAUGUCCGAAAAUCUUCCAUAGAGGGAAAAAAACAGAUCACACAGAAGAAUAGGAAUCAAUACUGACUAAGACUUACAAACCACAAGAAGAGAGUGGUGCUCUCUGUAAGGAACAUAACCAGAAAACUAUUAGUAUCCAGAAUUUAUAGAUAUCAGAUUUUGAUAAGAAAAAGAAACAAGCCAUUUAGAGGAGAGGAAACUCAAGGGGCCAAAAAUAUAUAAAAAGUUGUACCUUCCCACUAGUAAUUGGGGAAAUGCAAAUUAAAACUACAGUGAGGGCUUCCCUGGCGGCGCAGUGGUUAAGAACCUGCUUGCCAAUGCAGGGGACAUGGGUUCAAGCCCUGGUCCAGGAAGAUCCCACAUGCUGCAGAGCAACUAAGCCCAUGCGCCACAACUGCUGAGCCCGCAUGCCACAACUACUGAAACCUGCAUGCCUAGAGCCCAUGCUCCGCAACAAGAGAAGCUACCGCAAUGAGAAGCCCAUGCACCGCAACAAAGAGUAGAUCCCGCUAGCCACAACUAGAGAAAGCCCGCGUGCAGCAACGAAGACCCAAUGCAGCCAAAAACAGAUAAAUAAAAUAAAUAAAUUUUUAAAACAUAAGUAAAACUACAUCAAGGUACCGUCCAUACGCAUCAGAUGUGGCAUUCUCCCCAAUACUUAACACUGUCAGACUGUUAAAAUGUUGGCAAUAUUUAUUAAGGAGGAAGAUGCACAUACCCUUUGACCCAGCAGUUCCACUCAAUACCAAGAGAAAACCUCCUACAUAAAUCUUGAGAAGUUUGUAGAAGAACGUUGCAGCCUUGUUUGUAACAGUGAAAAACAAAACAACCUGCAAGUCCAGUGACAAGAAAAUGAGUACAUUACUGUCUUAUAUUGGGUUUCCCCCAGAGCAGAUCCUGAGACUAGAAUUUGAAUGAAGCAGUUUAUUUGAUAGAUGACACCAGAAAGCACCAAUUGGUAUGCAGAAAAGUAAGACCGGGAAGGUAAGAAGGCCAGUUCAAGGUCAGUGAGCAGAUUCCCAUUGGGUAACAAACUCAAUAGUGCUGAGAUAUCUGGGAAAUGGAGGGGAGGAAAUCUGGAGUAUUUAUCCCCAACUCGUUGAUUUGGGGCUGCUCCCAGGUUUGUCAGCUCCCUGACCUGUGUAUGGCUGAACACACUCCAGCUGCUUGAGUCCCAGGUGUUUGCAAGAAGAGGCUGCUGGCAUGCAUAGGAACAGCGAAUGCUAAACACU
Molecule: messenger RNA, 3474 nt
Organism: Balaenoptera ricei (Rice's whale)
Lineage: Eukaryota; Metazoa; Chordata; Mammalia; Artiodactyla; Balaenopteridae
Gene: DHFR
Product: dihydrofolate reductase
Exons: 7
Coding region: 322-894 (190 amino acids)
Biological process (GO): tetrahydrofolate biosynthetic process; folic acid metabolic process; glycine biosynthetic process
Cellular component (GO): mitochondrion
Molecular function (GO): dihydrofolate reductase activity; NADP binding
Source: RefSeq, a predicted model, not a curated record